This is a messenger RNA of Physcomitrium patens, 1979 nucleotides long. RefSeq names its product putative 3-deoxy-D-manno-octulosonic acid transferase, mitochondrial. Gene Ontology annotation, molecular function: transferase activity. Gene Ontology annotation, cellular component: plasma membrane. NCBI's taxonomy places the organism in Eukaryota, Viridiplantae, Streptophyta, Bryopsida, Funariales, Funariaceae. The record is from RefSeq and is a predicted model, not a curated record. Gene Ontology annotation, biological process: lipid A biosynthetic process.
UGAGCGAACCGGAAAGGAAACCCCUUUUGAUGAAAGAAAGAGAACAAAACAUACACUCACACACAGAGGCAUUAAUAAUUCCUUCAAAGGAAGUGGGGUUUUAUUUCCACAGCCAUUUUAGAGUCUGUUUCUACAGGUUUCCUAUUGCUUGCUUGCUUGUUUGCUGUCCCCUACUUCCCAAAUGAGAAGGAUCUCACAGAUGGGUCCUCUCAUUUUUGUAUACUAAAUUCAAGCAAUCGAAGUGUAGUCACAGAAUUGCAGGGGAUCAGUGCUCCAGGGUGGGUGGAGUUCCCGUUGUAGUGUGGGUUUUGGAGCGAUGGCAGGCUCCGGAGGGGAUGAGGAAGAUGAUGUUGCCGCACGGCGGGCUCGUGCUUUGUACACCGGCGUUGUGAUGUCCAUCACGCCGCUUUUGCACCUCAGCUUGCAGUUUCGCCGUUUGCAAGGCCACAGCCAGUACUGCAUGUGGCUUGAGCGAUUGGGCUACCCGUCUCGAAAGCGUCCGUCGGGGCUGCUGAUCUGGUUUCACGCCGUCUCUGUGGGAGAAGGGAUAUCGGCGAUCCCCGUUAUUUUGCACUGUCGAGACGCUCGUCCGUCCAUCACAAUACUAAUGACCACCUCUACUGCUGCAGCUCACUCGGUCUUGGAGCAGCGUCUUCCACCGGAAGUGAUUUUACAGUUUGCACCAGUGGAUACACCGACUGCUGUAGAAAGAUUCUUGCUUCACUGGGCUCCCCAAGCAGCUAUUUUCAUGGAGAGUGAAUUGUGGCCAACUCUCAUCCUUCAAUCUGCUGUUAAGGGUAUUCCUUUGGCCAUCCUCAACGCACGUAUGUCAUUAAAGUCAUUUGAGCGAUGGUCAGCAUCACCUAUGAAACCUCUUGUUGCAUCCAUGCUCUCACGGUUCUCACUCAUAGCCCCGCUGAGCAACAAAGAGGCUGUUCGCUACCAGAUUUUGGGAGCAGCUCCUUCUGUCAUUCACUUUCUGGGGAACCUGAAGUACGCCUGUGCACUGGGGGAUUCUAAGAAGGAACGUAGCGUUGGAAUGACAGACAUUGAGGCGCAACUUGUUGAUCGUAAAGUUUGGCUCGCUGCGUCUACUCACGCAGAAGAAGAAGAAGCAAUAAUCAGAAUCCACAAAGAGCUGAAUAAGUCGGUUUCUCAUCUGCUGACCAUUAUUGCCCCGAGGCAGCCUAGUCGUGGACAACACAUAAUGAUUAAAUUGCAGCGACAAGGGUUCAAUGUUGCAGUGCGUUCUGAUGGGCAGAGAAUAUCGGGAAGUACCGAUGUGUAUCUGGUAGAUAUAUUAGGUGAACUCAAUCAUUUUUAUGCAAUUGUCCCAAUCGCAUUUGUGGGAGGCUCUCUUUUUCAAGGUUUAGCAGGCCACAAUAUUGCUGAAGCUGCCGCUGCAGGGUGUAUUGUUCUGACAGGGCAUCAUGUUGGCCACUUUCAGGAGAUGGUGUGGGAGAUGCAGAAAAUGUCACCCUUCUCUGUGAUACAAGUUAAUGAGGACGGUUUAGUGAAUACUCUCCGCAAAUUUCUCACAGACGAGGCCUGUCUAGCUGAGAGGAGGGUGGCUGCAGAGCGUGCAAUUAGUGCUGGAGCUAGUGGCGUUGUCACUCGAGUGUGGGAAUCACUAGAAUCGUAUAUACUUAAGAAAGCACUUGUCUAAGAAACUUAUUCCUCACUUCAGUUUUAGUUUUUUUUUACCCAUUAUAUCUUUUGUCCCGUAUCUUUAUCAUCAAAUUUCCUGUAUUUUAGAUGCAAAUGAAACUCUCUGGGUCGACAAACUUGCCUUGCAUGAUUUUUGCAGAGAGGUGGUGUAAAUUUUUGCAGAGAGUAUGGCAUAUAGUUGUACCUUCUGAUCCACAUCCUCCCAACGUGUCAAAGGGGUAAAUUAGUUAACAAUUCUGGGAACUCCUAAGGUGAAUGUAUGUAUAUAUAUAUAUAUAUAUAUAUAAAUGUUCUACCCUUCCUUGAGUAUU